Molecule: messenger RNA, 4113 nt
Organism: Haliotis rubra (blacklip abalone)
Lineage: Eukaryota; Metazoa; Mollusca; Gastropoda; Lepetellida; Haliotidae
Exons: 3
Coding region: 11-622 (203 amino acids)
Cellular component (GO): membrane
Source: RefSeq, a predicted model, not a curated record
AAAAUUCAAAAUGGCGGGCCAGCAGACAAAUCUCAUACUCCAUGGACUGGGAACGUUGUUGAUCGCGACCGCGACGGUUACCUUAAUGGUAUCUCUGUUCACAGACAGUUGGAUACAGUCGCCGGUAAAGGGAUCUGGGUUCCAGAAGGCCGGGCUGUGGAAGAUCUGUCUGGUCGACUAUGUCAUACACAGAAAUGACCAAAGCCAGGAAGGCUUAUAUGGGUGUUAUAGUUUUGCCGACCCAAUUUUCUAUGAUAUUCAGGAUUGGCUACACCCAGCAUGGCUGAAGGCAGUAAAGGCCCUGUUAGUGGCGGCUCUGUUCUUCAAUGUCUUCAACCUGUUCAUCUCGGCCUUCUUCCUGAUGUCAUGGAGGGCAUAUCUCCUCAUCCCGGUCACCGUCCUGGGCAGCUUAUCAUAUGUCUUCAUAUCGUGUGGAACGACCCUCUACAGAUUCAGCUCGAACGACCCCUACUGGCUUCCGCUUCCUGAUUCCAACCAAUUAGACUGGUCCUACUAUUUGAGCGUGGCCACUAUAUUCAUCACGGUUGCUGGAUCCAGCAUCCAUGUGAUACAGGCCCUGUUGCUGUGUUGUAGCAGGGAAAGGUCAAUGAGGAAAUCCUAAUCAGUGUGCUAACAAUACCAACAAGAGGAACCGGUGUUGUCUACAGAUAGUCAGGGCUCAGUGCCCACUUGCUCAAAGCGAUCAUAGGGCUAUAACUCCCGUUAGUCCACGUUAGAGUAUGGCAGUUACCAUCGUCGUAGCGCUAAGAUUGCUGUGUGCAUCUUAUGAUCGUAAUUUAACAUAGACUUACGACUGUCGUAGCGCUACGAUCGCUUGGAGGAACGGGGCCAGGGCCUAGAUUUUCAGAGCUAAGACAGUCGUAAGUUAAUGUUAUUGUAUGGCACUUACGACUAUCUUAGCGCUAAGAGAGCUUCGAAAAUCUAGGCCCUGAUUCACUAAGCGAUCGUAGCUCAAUGAGUGUUAAUAUAUGGCAGGUAUGAUCACUUCAGCGCUACAAUAACUUUGUGGACCUGAACCAAGGGGCCCGUUUCACAAAGCGACUGUCGUAAGUCUAUGUUAAAAUAUGGGAGAUACGAUCCCCAUAGCUCUAAGGUCGCUUUGUAUAACGACACCCAUGACAUUAGUGGAGAUCAUUAAUACCUGGAACCUCGUACAGUCAUCCUUAACAUAUCACGACAGGAGUUAUCCUGUUUUUGCUGAAUAAUUAUGUGUCAUCGAAAUACUAUUAAUAUAAAAGGGAAAAGGUCCAGAAAACCUCUUAGUGAAUAACAGUACAACAGAACGCUGCUUGCCGUAGAACUGUCCCCAAACGUCGUCCUCAAUGUCGAACACUGGAAGUCGUAACUGUAGAUGCAGAAAAGUGAAGGUCGUCACCAUUGGUGCGCAUAGUCACUGCAGGUGCUAAGCGGACACGUUCGUAUUAUGCUAGUUACAUGUUUUUCCCAGCGUGUAUUUGAUACCUCUAAUGCGACAUGAUGCGCUUGGCACAAACAUCACCGUCUGUUCAAUCGCAGACUGAUUCAGUUACAAACAUACUUUCUCGUGUCAAGUCGUGAUUUCGGAUAUAUUGCCUGUAUGAAUGUAGUCCUGAACAUAGUAUAUGAUAUACAGCACGGUCACAUGCCACGUGCCGUGUACGGGGUUCAAGGGUAAACCACAUAAUUACAAAGAUAUUAAGAGGUACGACCAAUUGAAUACAUUGUAUAUAUAAUUUUGAUAGCAACAAAUAAACCCAUUUAAAUUGAAAGGAGUCCCAGUCAGAUGUGAAAUUCAGAACCUGGGGGAAUCUAGACUUGCUUGAUUUGGGAUUUAGCAUUGCAGAGAGGGCAAGGCGGUGGGGAAAAUAAUGUGGUUCAGGGACUGUGAGACAGUUUACCAAUUGACCCUAAGAGCUUGUUCUGUUUACAAUCAACCACGUCGAAUGAAGCAAGCCUUUCAUUCCUCUAAUUUUAGACAGAUUCUAUGCAUGCGAUUUGGAGAUCUGUGUUCCCUUUUUAUCAGACUUGUCAUUGCUCCUCUUUGCAUCGCACGCAGUUUCAUCUAUAACAUGUUCACUGCAAUCUGUUGACAAGUGGGAAUAAACAAAGGAUUCUAUGAAUAUUGAUACUUCUUACACUCCACUGAAAUAAUCAAAGUAUAUACUUAUUGAUAUCAUUUGAAAUUCAACAACCUCAACUUUCACUCAGUGUAUUGACAAUUUCCAUAUCGUUUAUCAUUGAGAAUUUUCCCAUCGACCAUAUUUUCGCUUUAUCGAUAUUGUAGUCAACAAUACCCUUGGAAUCCAGUGGGUUGCUGAAUGUAUUCAAAUCAAUUAGUGUUCAAAUCAAAUCGUCAAAACGGACCCCACAGUAUAUCACAAUGAAAUCAUCGGUUCUUUCAAAGACUGACUGACUGACUCAGUUUAGUUUUACGUCGCUUUUAGCAAUAUUCCAGCAAUAUCACGGCGGGGGACAACAGAAAUGGGCUUAACACAUUGUGCCCAUGUGGGGAAUCGAACCCGGGUCUUCGGCGUGACGAGCCAACGCUUUAACCACUAGGCUACCCCAACGCCCCUCUUUCAAAGAAAACGUCAGGUUGUAUAUUGAAUUGAUAUACAGUGUCAUUAUGACGGCAAGUGGUUACAUAGAUACCGUUAUCCCCGAUAAUUCUAGGGAUUCAGGGAUAUUUACAUUCUUUAAAAGAGAAAUGGUAAGUGCAUAAGUGUAAAAGUUUUGUAAUAGUUUGAUAUGUGUGGCAAUUUUACGUUCAUCAAGGGUGAGGGGUGACUGGUUUCGUCGCGCCCAUAUAUAGUCUAAAUAUUUCUCACCAUGUGAUCGUCGUUUGAUCAUAGUGUUUUAAAUCAGAACAUGUGAUUGUUUGGUAUUUGUUUUGAGACUUACUAAAAUGUUAUUGUAUUAAGAACACUGGUUCUUUUUUAAAUUACUUUAUGUAAAACUAACAUAUUUUGACAAGUUCGACCUGUAUCACCAACGAGUGCCUUGUAAUGUGAAAAUAUGUUUGUAGAGGUAAAACUGAGAAAAGUAGUGUAUACAGCCGGGUUAUCAUAAAGUAAUGCCCCACAACUUGUUCGUUGUAUCGUCACAUGGUAUUCAGUGUGACGAUCUAUUACAAAUGCUUAAGUUAAGUUUCAUGACAUGUGUUCAUCAUCUCUGUGUUCAUACUUUGAACACAAAUGUCAAGAUUUGUCAAUAGUUUCCAUUGAUUUUAAGAUUUAUUUUAAACAUAGAUCAACAAUAGAUCGCAUAAGACAAGGACUGGCAAGGCUGGAGCCUAGACAUGGUGAUCCAUAAGUGAGAGUGUCGUAUUAUCGAUAACAUCAACUGAAAGGUUCUCAAAGUUUAUUCGAAAAAAAGAUAAUUUAUAAAAUUAAAUUGUAUACGAAUGUUUUAGCUUAUUUUCCUAUAUCAUCUGUUUUUACAAUAUUUACACUUUGAUAUGUAUAUAUAGUGCCGUAUGUGUCGCAGUUGUUAUGUGUCUAAAAUCAGAACAUAUAUUGUGUUCACUAUGGAGACAGACUGAGAGUUACAAAAUGUCUUCUCACUUUGUUUUCGUAUUCUAUCGUUAUUUGGUGCGAGGAAAUCGACUAGCACUUGGCAUGUGUUGUUCUGUGUAAGUCGAUGAUAUUUGUGUGUUGGUUCUUGCUAAGAAUGACCAUAAAUAGUGUUGUGGUAGAAACGUUGUUGGUUUUAGUUACUAUAUGUUAAAAUGAGAACUAAACUUGAGACAAGUUUUAAACAUGCAAAUUGUAUCACUAUGAAAAUGUGAUGAUCGCGAUGAGAAAAUAAGUUUCUGAAAGCAGGUGAGUGGAUAUAGUUCUAUGUCGCUUUUAGCAAUAUUCCAGCAAUAUCACGGCGGGGACACCAGAAAUGGGCUUCACACAUUUUACUCAUGUGGGGAAUCGAACCCUGCUCUCCGGGGUGAUAAGCAAACGCAUUAACCACUAGGCUUCCCCGUCGCCCAUCUGGAAGCACGAGAUAACAUUAAAACCAUCUGCUGACAUGAACAUCUAGUUGAUUGUUGUUUAACAUUCUGAUCAAAUUUCAUUUGUAAAUAUAACACUAUCAUCAGUCAAUAAAUAAAUUUGUCUAGAA